AUGAACCAACCUUCCCGCGCGGAGAAGUUCGUCCUUCCCGACGGGGUCAGGAAGCUGACUUUCACCCGCGAUACCAAGGUGGCCAACGCGGGCACCUACGUCGUGCAGAAGGAGGACCACACCCUGGGGAACAUCGUGCGAAUGCAACUCCACCGAGAUCCCAACGUCGUCUUCGCGGGCUACCAGGUCCCCCACCCUUCCGACAACCGCAUCGUCAUCAAGGUGCACACCAACAAAAACUCGUCUCCCAUGCAGGCGAUGACCGAAUCCGUGAACUGCCUGUCCGAAGAGGUGAGCCGUUUG
Molecule: messenger RNA, 303 nt
Organism: Micromonas commoda
Lineage: Eukaryota; Viridiplantae; Chlorophyta; Mamiellophyceae; Mamiellales; Mamiellaceae
Exons: 3
Biological process (GO): transcription by RNA polymerase II
Cellular component (GO): RNA polymerase II, core complex
Molecular function (GO): protein dimerization activity; DNA binding
Source: RefSeq, a predicted model, not a curated record